This is a messenger RNA of Poecilia latipinna (sailfin molly), 8343 nucleotides long. RefSeq names its product v-maf avian musculoaponeurotic fibrosarcoma oncogene homolog Gb (gene mafgb). The coding region runs from base 2348 to 2866 and encodes 172 amino acids. Gene Ontology annotation, biological process: regulation of epidermal cell differentiation; regulation of transcription by RNA polymerase II. The transcript is spliced from 3 exons. The record is from RefSeq and is a predicted model, not a curated record. Gene Ontology annotation, molecular function: RNA polymerase II cis-regulatory region sequence-specific DNA binding; DNA-binding transcription factor activity, RNA polymerase II-specific. Lineage: Eukaryota; Metazoa; Chordata; Actinopteri; Cyprinodontiformes; Poeciliidae. Gene Ontology annotation, cellular component: nucleus.
CAAACACACCUGUCUCCAUUGUUCUGCAUAUUUAAGCUGUCUCGGUGUCUCCUCUUGUAAUCGCUAACUCUAUGAUGUUGACACUCGGGCUCUGAGGGAACCGUGCCAGCUGCUUUUUGUUCUUCUUCCUGGCAGUGUUGUGUUAAGGCUGUGACAGCAGUAUCUAGCUCCACAGUCGGCUCAGAUCCGAGCAACAACACUCUGUUCUCACGUUAAAACAUCCUUUUGAAAAGUAACUAUAAUUACUCCAGGGUGAGGCCUCGAACCUCUGACGUGUGCAGGAACUCAAAGUUUCUCCACAUCUGUCGGCUUCUUCUCCAAAGAGCUAAAACGGCAUGUUUGAGCGCUGCCGACCAUUUUACAUGUGUGUGCUUUAUUAGACCCCGCUGGCAUGGCGGCGGGAUAAUGUGCAUGAUCUUGGCAGCAGGCUUUUUGUUUCUGUGUCGAUGGAGGGUGGGUGUUGGGUGUUCAUGGGGGGAGAGUUCGACACAGGGGAAAUAAACCAGCACUUGCCAGGAAAUCGGCCUCCUUUUUAGCCCCCCCCCUCCCUGUCUUCUCUCACCGCCCCCACCACCGGCAGCCACCCUCAGCCUCCCUGCCUUUGAUGCAGCUAUUGUGCGAAGAUGCACCUCCAGCUGCAGGAGCCUGCAUCACAAUAAAACUUCAGACUGCAGCAGCGCAUGUGGAAGCCCUCCAGUUGUUGAGAACAGUCGCCACGUGCUACUUGAGUUAUCCCGACUCGUUAAGAGGAAGCUUGCGUCGUUUCAAGAUAAACAGAAUAAAAGCGGGAGGACUGAAUGAAACCUCCUACGGCGUUUGCUUUAUUCCCACAACCUUAAACGUGUCAAGCAGUCGUAAACAGAAUUUUUAAAAUUGCUGCGCAUUGACAUAUUUAGUGUGUGUGCGCUUAAUGAGCUGCUACAUUUUUUUUUCUUUGAUCUGCAGCUAUUUAUAAAUGUAGGAUUUGUGGUACCCUCGCAGACAGACAGAGGUGCAUUGUGGGGGAGGCGCACUGCCACACACUUGGCUCCGUGCCUUUUUGAUACAAAAGAAUAAAGAUGUUGCAAGACAUGUGGCCUCGUGUCAUAUAAACCCAUCGCUUCCUCUGAAGGAGGAGCGUGUUUUUAUUUGUUCACACUCGCAGCUUCGCUUGUUUAUUUGAUUGAAUAAUCUCUUACUUUCACUGUAAGCAUGGCCCUGUGUGACAUUCUCACUGUAGAGCUUUGAUAAGAAACACACGAGCAAAUAGUGCGGGAAUAAUACACAAGUACAAAGCUUUGUUUCAAAAACAAGUAUUCAGAACCAUCUUAAAUUUUAAUGAGCAGAUUUUAGUUAUUUACUUAUUCACUUUUUCUUCUCUUAUGGACUGAUAUGAGUUUUUAGUUGCAAGUAAAACAUACCUAUGUUUAAUGUCCUUUACAUUAUGAUGUUUUCUUGACUACUGAUGCAAAAACAAUGAACCGUUAUCUAUAAUAAUGUAAUUGCUAAUUUUAUUUUUGAUUGGUAUAUUUAGGAAGAAAAUAAAACUCCUCUAAAUUUAGUAUUUUUAGUUUUCAUGUAAAUGUGCUGACUGCGCUGAAUUUUCUACUGGUUGAAUAGCUAGAUAUAAUAUAAUCCUGGAUAUUGCAGGUAUCCAACAUUAUAUUAGCUGAGUAAUUAGUCAGGCUCUCUGCUCAGGUAGCCAAGCAGCAGCCAGCUGCCUAACAGGAUACUUUUUUUGUUGUUUUUUUGUGUGUGAGAUUCUGUUAUUAUCAGUAGUGAUUCCCUUUACCACAUCAUUUAUGGAAAAGUGAAUAAAUCCUCAGAGCAGUUAAUCAGAUGGGCCUCCAGUUUUCUCUGAUUUAUGCCAUUUAAAGUUGCUAUAACCUGAUUUAUUGCUGCUGGAAGUGCAGUAGUUAGUGUUGUUUUCUAAUUUGAACAACGUCGCUAAAUUUAACGCCAACUGAUCCCGAUUCCAACUUCAAGACCUGAAAAAGUUUCAAGAUCCUGCUGCAGAAUCCCAAUCUUUAACACAGAUAGUUUACAAAACAUCAAUUUUUUAUUUAUUUAUUUUUUGGUCAGCUUUUUUCACAAUCUGUCCCAACUUGACUUUCUGGUGAUAAAAACUGAGAUAAUAAAAAACCGUUUUGAAAAAUCUGCAGAUUUUUGAACAACAUGACUUUGAAACCCUGUAUUGACAUGCCUAAACUGGAGAGCAAUUUUAAUGGAUUGCUUCUGUCCGUUUCACGUCAUUGACGCUGUUUCCACUAAGGAUAGGAGCUGAACGAGUUAACGACUGGCUGGAAAGGCUAAACAUCAUGACACCUCUCCAUUUCUGGUUUGCGCAGAAGAGCAAGGCUCUUGUGGCAUGACGACGACUAACAAAGGAAAUAAAGCCUUAAAGGUGAAGCGUGAGCCGGGCGAAAAUGGCACCAGCCUCACGGACGAGGAGCUGGUGACCAUGUCUGUGCGGGAGCUGAACCAGCACCUCCGGGGGCUCUCCAAGGAGGAGAUCCUGCAGCUCAAACAGAGGAGACGCACCCUGAAGAACCGAGGCUACGCCGCCAGCUGCCGGGUCAAGCGGGUCACCCAGAAGGAGGAGCUGGAGAAGCAGAAGGCGCAGCUGCAGCAGGAGGUGGACAAACUGGCCAACGAGAACGCGUCCAUGCGCAUCGAGCUGGACGCCCUGAGGUCCAAGUACGAGGCCUUGCAGACCUUCGCCAGGACUGUGGCGCGGAGCCCCACCGUCGGGGUCGGGGUGAGGGCCGGGGGCGGCGGGGGCGGAGGGGUCCCGUCGUCGGUCAUCGGCCCGCUCAUACCGGGGAAGGUGGCGACGGCGACGAGCGUCAUCACGAUAGUCAAGUCAAAGACGGACGCGCGGUCUUGAGGGGAAGAAGGCUGAAGGGAGGGUGUGACAGGAUGGAGCUCCAGCCGCAUCAGAGUAAGCCUCCCUCUCUGUCGCCCCCCUCUCCUGCACCUGCACCGACUCCCAGCAGCUGGGCGGCACCACCCGGACCACCCCGACCUGUUCCCAUCGUCCGUCUCAGAUCAGUGCAGAUGAAGGACAGGAUGGAGGCAGAGGACGGUUUAUUGGCUCACAAAGAAGCUUCCAGUCAGAGAACUGGAUGAACACACACAGGGUCCCUUUGGCUAAAAUGUGGAUUACGAAUGUCAGAGAAUUGGAGAACUUGAUCUAGAGUCACGUAUUUAAAUCUGAGAGUCAUCAUUUUGGAAAAACACUAGAAUUGCGUUUGAUUCAUGCCAAUUUUCUAGUGUUGAGUUUAUAUAAAAAGGUUGAAAUCUGAAACAGAGAUGCACCUAUCAGGCUUUUCCUAGCAAUAUGAUUUCUGCUUUUGAAAGAUUGCGAUUUUUUUUUUUUUUUGCUGCAGGUUCAUUGAUAGACUUUUUUGACCCAAAUUAAAAUCAAACUAUUAAAAAUUACCCCUAUUUAUGCAUCACAGCAUGUGUUGCUAGACUAUAUCUGAUUAUUAAAACCCCCUGAAAGACUGUCAAACUCAUGCAAGUAAUUGAAAAUAGUUGGAGUUGAUAGAUUUGAUGCAUUUAAAAAAAAUAGAGACGAAAAUCUGCGUUUUCGGUAUCUAACCUGCAGAUUUCAAAUCAGAGCCAAUCAAGUGAUAAAUUGGCCAAUUCAGAUCUCUAACCAUGUUGGUUUGGUGCAUCUUUCAUUAAAAAUUAGGUACAUCAAUUGAAAACCCCAAGCUGUACAUCAGCUAUGUCUAAGAAUAAUGAUAUAAAAUAAAAAAAGUGACGUGCUGAUUUCAGUGACCGCACCGAAGCCCAGUCUUGUUUCACCCGAGAACUUUUGCAGAAAAGUACUAAUGGAAAAACCUAUAAUAUACGAUGGUGGUAACUGUAUUUCUACUGUUUUGUAGCGUGUUGUCAUUCACAUGAGGUCCAAGGUGUAUUCUCUGUGUGUGAAAUGUUAUAUAUCAGGAAUUCUGUGAAAUUCUGUGGCGAGUGUUUGUUCUGGUAUCGCUAUGUUUAGUUAGCUGUGUUCUUUUCUAUGGUCUUUCACUCUUUCUCCCUCCUGUUUUCCUUUCUCAAGAGCAAGUGGCUUCCAGUAUUACAUAUUGUACUUCCAAGAUUUGUCAGUAGGAGGAGGACGCUGCAAAGCAAUUCAUACUUAACAAAAAAUAGGAAGAGACAAAUGCACAAUAUCCUGUUGGGGGAAAAAAUGAAAAUAACUUUGGUUUGUGAGAGUUUCUAGAAAAAUAUGUUUAAUACGGAAAAAAGAUCAGAAGGGCAAGUACCUUGGUCUUAUAACGAUGUGCACCAAGAAGAAAGUCGAGAGGAACUGAGGGAGGAUGCUGAGGAUUCAAUGCAGAUGUAAAGCUUAAUGGCAUAUAUGCUGACCAAUCAGGAAUCAGACAGUAUUUACAGGUCAGGACGCAUCUAUUGGCACUCCUGGUAAAAAUGUGUAAAGAAAAAAAUGUUCACAUUUUUGUUGAAGUAGCAUAAUCUCAAUCUUAUAAGAAUUAGUGAGAAGGGAUAAAACUCAACGAGAUGGUCCAGUCUUUAAUUCCCCCCCACCCCCCUGGGUGUGGGGAAUUUUAACUUGAAAUUCAAACAUUUCUGUUUUUUGGGGGGUAUAAAUAUGAUGUGACAGAGAUCCAUUUCUAUUAGUUGCCAUCACAUGCAAUAAAUCUUUCAAGUUUAAGGUUUACUCUUAAAGAAGUGCAUCAAGAGUGGCAUCAUUGGGUCACCAAGUAACCAUGGCAACCAUUGGACACUAUCUACAUCUACAUGUGGAGUUUAUUGAGCCCAACUGGGAGUUUAACUGGAACCACUUGGGAAGCUUAAAGUGACAUUGAUUGUAAUUGUUUGAAGAGAAAACUAGGAGAAAACUUUGUUGUACAAAAUAUCAACAGCAGGGUUGGGUGUUCAAAACAAUUAUUUAUUUACAGUUUGUUUUUUUGUUUGUUUUUUUCCUGAACUGGAUGAAUGCUCUCAAAUUACAAGUAGGAUUUUUUUUCCCCCAGUAAGAGAUUAUUCUGCUGCAACAAAAAUGUAGUUUAUUUGAAUGCCUUUCCUCAGAUUUAGAUUCAUUUAUUUAAAAUUUGCACAUUAAUAAAUACACCCAAAAACUAAUUUCCGUCGGCUCAUAGUAAGUUGAUGUCGACACAUAAUAAUCUGCUGACACGUCUUUACCAGGAACACCAAUAAUUGUGGCUGGCACUUUGGUUUGCAAUGCGCUGUUUGAGCUCUGUUGUCAUCAUCAGAAUAAGACUCAUUAAUGCGACUGUCGGGGCAAUUAAAAACAGGUUUACUCCUAUUUAAUUCUCACCAGGAUGGGUCAGAUCUGAGGAGGACAGCUGACUUGUUGAAUGAGCUUUUUUUGUUUUGUUUUGUUUUGUUUUCUUCCAGUCAGUCAAGCAGGUUGAUAUUUGUUGUUUUUUUUCUCCCAGGCUUUUACCACAAACGUAGUCCUCCGUGGUGUUCUGUACUCAAAGAGUCUAUGUAUAGUGGAGUCUGUAAUUUUAUAAAGACAAUUAUCUUUGCAUUGUUUGUAACGACUUGUAAAAAAAAAAAAAAAGAAGGAAAAACAAACAAAAAAAAAGGUAUCACAAAAUCCGUUUGAUAUACAGUAAUCUCUCUAUUUUGCAAUUGUACCAAAAGUGGCUUAACUACUGAAUAGCUUUGUUUAUUUUUCCUCUAGUGAUUAGGCACGUGUGUGUAACGGUGGACUAGCGUGUGGCGUGCUGUGUAGGUAUGUAACGAGGUGACUACUAGCUACUUCCUUGGUUAUGAUUUUUAAGAUUUCAGCCCAAACGUGGACGAUGACGUCGUGUGUACCUGCACUCUUUCUCUCUGAUCGUGUACUCUUGGCCCCGCCGCCGUUCGGCUCCCACGCCACAGAACCUGCGAGGUCGUUUGUUGAACUGCACUUACAAACAGUGAAUUUGAACAAGUUCGCUUGUUUGACAGAUUUCCAAGCAAGGCAGCUGUGGCUGUUUUUGUUUUUGGGCCAGUUGCUAUGUUGAGGUCCUGUUGCUUCUGGGAUGAAAAUACAGAAGCUAGCAAAGUUAAGCUAGCAGAAAAGUGAAACUUGGUGAUAGGGUCUCUCGUCAAACUCACUCCUUCAGUAAGUUAUUUUUGUACUGUGUGAAUAAGGCACUCUGUUUUUCUCUGUAUAUUUUAUGUAUAUUUAAUGUUGUUCUUGUCUUAGCUUUUGAAGAUCUUCUGGAAGUGUCAGGGAAGUUAAAUGAUAUUUGUAAGUGUGUAUGGUGUUUUUUAAAGUAAAAAAAAAAAACUAUAUACUGCUAUUUAAUAGUUUGUCUGUCAGGGUGAGGUUGACCUUUUUAACCUGGUUUUAAAGAUUUCUUUCAAUGUUAUGCAAACUACUUACUGAGUUUUAAACCAUCAGGCUUCAAUGGCCAAAUCCAAUUUCCAAUAUUUUUGUGUUCCUACUGGCUAAUUGUAAGCUGUUGUUUUGCUUUGAUUUGUUUUGUCAGGACUGCCAAGUAUAAAGACUCAAAUGGGUUUAUAGAGAAAAAAGGAAAAUUUAAGGGAUUUAUAGAUUAUUCUCAUUUAUUAUUCAUACAAUUUGUCCCUAACCUUUCUCUGAUGAUUGCUAAACCCAAAAAGUGCAUCAAGUGUCUCAAGCAAUUCCACUCUGAUAUUAUAAUGAAAUGAAAACAACUUGAAGAUUAUAACCGGUUCUAAAUAUUAGACAUGCACCCAUCAGGCUUUAGUUUCACAUUUUUGUUGAAAAAUUUGAGGAGAUUUUGUCUCUCUGUGUGUGUGUUUUUUGUUUGUUUGUUUGUUUUUGUUGAUUUGGAGGGAUUUUUUUGAACUGCAGCAUUGAGUUCACAGAAAACAAAAGGGUUAGUCAUUCACCAAAGCAUAUGUCCCCAACUCUUAUCAAAAAAGGAAUCAGAAAACCUCCGAAAAGGUGGGGAUUUCUAAGUGUUGAUGCAUUCAACAAAACAGGAAAAACUAUUUUCUCCCAUUUUUUUAACAACCAAACAACAGAGUGAAGGAGAAACCGACUGACUGAUUGGUGCGUCUUUAACAAUGAUGCGUCCUUUUGCCUGAACUGCUACGACUCCCUCCAGAAAGGUUAGCGAGCAUGCCACCACCUUUAAGAAUAUAUUAUAAAUUUCAUUUAAACGGUGAGCAAAAACGAAACAGUUUCUACAGGGUUUUAACAGUUUUUAACAAUUUACUCUGUGCCAAAACGGCUCCAGAUUUUGUUGAAUUUAAACUCUAACCUAUCCAGAGGAAUAGCGCUACAUCCAGAUUUCAACAUCACGCUUGAAUUUUCAUUGAAAAAAAAAAAUCACUUUAAUGUAUCAGCUAAAUCAGUGAGAACCUAUUUUCUGUCUGAUCUAUUCUGUUGUUUUUCUGUUAAACUUAGAGAUUUCUGUUUUCCACUGGAGAGUUUACUGCUGUUUGUGCCUCUGUCAACCUGCGUUUCAUCGUCGGCUUGUGAAGGAUCCGGUCUGUACAAGCAUGAAUGUGUUAAACCGAAACUUAUUAUGCAAAUGGCGUAGGGUAAAAUUAAAACUCCUGCCUCAGAGGAGGAGUGAUGCUAUCAUGCCUGUGUUUUUUUUUUUUUUUUUUGUUUUGGGUUUUUUUUUUUUUUUUUUGUCUCAUUGUUUGUUUUAUAAUUGCAGGUGCAAUGUGAUGUGACGAGGUUAAAAAGCAUUUUGUAAGUGAUAAUGAAAACCGAUGUGGGUUUGUCUUUGUUUAAUUGCGCCUCAGAGUGUUCUGGCGUCUUCUCAGUUUUUCCUCAAAGUUAACUGUGACAUUUGCGACGAUAAAAUCUCUUUUAAUUUCUUUCCAAAUGAGAGGAUGACAUAUAAAAUAAGCUUUGACACGUGGCUCCCUUCACAUCUAUUGGCACCACUGGUAAGAAAUAUGUGAAAGGAAAAACAACAAUGAUCUAAUCUCAUUUUUAAAAAUCCAAUCCGAUCUGACUACCUUAAUUAAAGGAAUCACUGACUUCCUGUUACCUUGGGUCAUAAACAUGAGAUGAUUUUUCUUAUCCAUGCUUCAAAACGGGAAAGACAAGAAAACAUGCCAUUUAAAAAGGGAAGACACGUCUAUAAGUCAGAAAAUGGUUAAUAGAAAAGGGCUAUCCAUUCAAGUCUACAGUCAGAGAAUACAUUUUCAGGGCUGUGAAAAAGUAUUUGCACCCAAUUGAACUAGCCACAUACAUGGCCGAUUACUGCCGGACUUGUAAAAGCAGAAAAACGCUUAACUAAACUGAUCUCAAGAUCUCAAAAAGAAGCAUAUCAUACCCCGAAAUAAAACAGAAAACUUAAAGACCAGAUUUGAAACAAAGUCUUUGACGUCUCUCUGUCUGGAAAGCUUCAUAAAACCCGAAAACAACAACAACAA